UGGUAGCAGAAACGCCAAGCGCCUUUUAGAUCUACGAGAAUGACGAAGCAUAUUUAUCGAGAAAACGCAAAAGACAGAGGGAUUGGGGUAUUUUCGAACCUAUUUUGUUCUCAUACUUUAAAAUUAUCAGGUUGAAAGUAAUUAUGGAUGGAAAGAGAUCAAUGAAAAUGGAUCCACUGUCACCCGGCCCAUGUCUAGACAUUAGUGACGACGAGCUUGUUACAAUAUCGGUACGGGAUUUAAACAGACAGUUGAAAUUGCGUGGAUUGUCCAGAGAGGAAAUUGUUCGUAUGAAACAGCGAAGGCGUACUCUGAAGAACAGAGGCUAUGCAGCUAGUUGUCGCAUAAAACGUAUUGAGCAAAAGGAUGAAUUGGAGUCUGAAAAGACUCAAGAGUAUCGUGAUAUGGAAAAUAUGCAAGAUGAUAACAAUCGUAUGAGGGAAGAGAUUGAUUCUUGGCAUUCGAAGUAUCAAGCACUUAAAAAGUUUGCUCAAGAAAAAAAAAUUAUUAUUCCACCAGAUUUGGAAAAUAUGUAAUAUUCAGAUAUACCGAUUAACAGAAACAAUAUACAUAAUAUAUAACAAAUAAAUUUAAUAGUAGA
Molecule: messenger RNA, 601 nt
Organism: Cyphomyrmex costatus
Lineage: Eukaryota; Metazoa; Arthropoda; Insecta; Hymenoptera; Formicidae
Gene: maf-S
Product: MAF bZIP transcription factor K
Exons: 2
Coding region: 144-536 (130 amino acids)
Biological process (GO): regulation of transcription by RNA polymerase II
Cellular component (GO): nucleus
Molecular function (GO): DNA-binding transcription factor activity, RNA polymerase II-specific; RNA polymerase II cis-regulatory region sequence-specific DNA binding
Source: RefSeq, a predicted model, not a curated record